Molecule: messenger RNA, 654 nt
Organism: Dictyostelium discoideum AX4
Lineage: Eukaryota; Evosea; Eumycetozoa; Dictyosteliales; Dictyosteliaceae
Gene: coq7
Product: ubiquinone biosynthesis protein
Exons: 1
Coding region: 1-654 (217 amino acids)
Biological process (GO): ubiquinone biosynthetic process
Cellular component (GO): mitochondrial inner membrane; extrinsic component of mitochondrial inner membrane
Molecular function (GO): monooxygenase activity; 3-demethoxyubiquinone 3-hydroxylase (NADH) activity; oxidoreductase activity, acting on paired donors, with incorporation or reduction of molecular oxygen, NAD(P)H as one donor, and incorporation of one atom of oxygen
Source: RefSeq, a predicted model, not a curated record
AUGAAUAGUUUAAUAAAGUCAACAAAAUUUUUAAAGAAAACCAAUAUAAUUAGAAGUUAUUGUACAAAAACCAAUAAUAAUAAUAAUACAAACAUCACUAAAAAUGUAUUAAGUGAAAUCGAAAAAGAGAAAUUAAAAAGACAAAUCAUUGAAAGAAUAAUUCGUGUAGACCAUGCAGGUGAAUUUGGAGCAGCAAGAAUCUAUGAAGGUCAAUUAGCAGUGUUGGCAAAUACAAAAGAAGGACCAUUAAUUAGAGAGAUGGCAGAUCAAGAGAAAGAACAUCAAGCAAAAUUCAAUCAAUUAAUCUAUGAAAAACGUGUUAGACCAACAAUUUUAUCACCAAUUUGGAAUGUUGCAGGAUUUGGGUUAGGUUAUGUAUCAGCAUUAAUGGGUAAAGAAGCAGCAAUGGCAGUCACUGUCGCCGUUGAAACCGUUAUCUCUGAUCAUUACAAUGACCAAUUAAGACAAUUAAACGAUGCCGGUAUUGAUGAUAAAGAAUUAAAAGAAACAAUUAAAAAGUUUAGAGAUGACGAACUUGAACAUAUGCACAUUGGUAUCGAACACGAUGCUGAAUUAGCACCACUCUAUAAACCAUUUUCAGAACUUGUCAAAGUUGGUACAAAAACUGCAAUUUGGUUAUCAACAAGAGUUUAA